This is a messenger RNA of Tripterygium wilfordii, 2386 nucleotides long. RefSeq names its product probable plastid-lipid-associated protein 14, chloroplastic. Gene Ontology annotation, molecular function: protein kinase activity; ATP binding. Gene Ontology annotation, biological process: protein phosphorylation. The transcript has 14 exons. The record is from RefSeq and is a predicted model, not a curated record. Lineage: Eukaryota; Viridiplantae; Streptophyta; Magnoliopsida; Celastrales; Celastraceae. The coding region runs from base 222 to 2228 and encodes 668 amino acids.
GUAGACACGAGUAAAUACCAUGACGCACCGUUUCAAGCUUACUCCCUCACGCAACCCGCACACUCCUCGACUUGUCUUCCCUCUCUAUAUAGAAACUCAAAACAAGCAAGCAGUUUGUAUCUACAAUACAAAUCGACUCGAUUUCUCUGCAGCCGAAACAAAGAGCUGCUGCUAAAUUGAGAUGCUUGUGGUUGCUUCGUGAAUAUCAGAGCUUUUCAUCAAUGGCUUUAUGUGGAAUUGCCAUUAGUCCAAGCUUGGAAAUUUCUGAGAGAUGGGGUCGUGCUGGAAAUCCAUCCAUAGGACUUGUUAGGUCUAGUUGCCGACAACUGAAUUUAGUUCGAAGACGAAGUUGUAGAUUACAAUGUUCGUCUUCAAGAAAUGUGAUUCCUUUGACGGAUGAAGAGGAGGAUCCAGGGACAUCUUUAUCACUGUCAGUGGAGCAAGAAUCAGGGCAUGUUUUGAGGUUCAAGAUGUCUGAUUUUAAGAUUCUCAAUCGUGUCAGUUCUGGCCUAGGUGGGAGGGGGGAUGAGAUUGUUUUCGAGGCUAUGGUGGAGAAUUUCAACAGCCCUCUGUAUAACACAAUAGUCGUGCUUCGUCAACUUACUUCAGCGCAAGCACAACGUAGAGGGAAGAGAGCGAUAGAGGUAUUGAAGAAACUAGCUCAUCGCAGACUUAUGUAUCAUUCAUAUUCAAUGCAAGUUCAUGGUUACGUCUCGUCAUCCGCAGGUAGUGACUGUGGCUCAUUUACCCUCGUUCAUGGGUAUCAUGGUAGUUUUUCAUUAAGACACUGGCUUCAGCAAUCUGAUUGGCUUCCUACCCUGGAAGCUACUCUUGCAUUGGACGAGGAAUCUGUGAAGAGGGUGGGAGAUGACACUGUUGGUGGACCUGCUGUUACCCGACAAUUGCGAAUAAUUCGUAUAUUGAUGAGGGAUCUUUUGAUAGGAGUUAAUUACUUGCACAGCCAUGGACUUGCGCAUACAGAGUUGAGGCUGGAGAAUGUUCAUAUAAGUCCUGUGGAUAGACAUAUUAAAGUAGGAAUACUUGGAAAUGCCGCUGACUUUUACGAGGUCAGUCCAAAUAGUGGAACACUAGACAAUGUCAAGGACAGACGUCAACUUAUGAUUGCAUUUGACAUGAGGUGUGUUGGAUUUAUGAUGGCAAAAAUGGUGUUGCAAGAACUCAUGGAUCCAUUAAUCUUCACAAAGUUCAAAUCGUUCCUCGUGAAGGGAAAUGAUCCGUCAUGCCUGCGUGAAUUCAUACUGCCAAUUCUCAGUCGGGAUUCCCCAUCUGGAAAUGCAGGACUGCAAAUACUUGAUCGGAACUGGGGUGCAGGUUGGAACCUUCUUUCGUUGUUGCUCGCAAGCAAACCAUCUAAAAGAAUCAGUUGUUUGGACGCCCUUAGACACCCAUUUCUAUGCGGACCAAGAUGGCGGGUUGUCCCAUCCAUGGAUAUUAUACGAUGGGGUCUUGGUUCUACUGCUGUGCGGAUUACAGAAGAAUACAUUUAUCGCCGCCCUCAGCGUGCUAGGCUUGCCCAUUUCAUUGAAUUAAUGGAAAUGCUGAACCCUAACUCAAAGCCAAAGAAUUGGUUGGAGUUGCUACCAGGAAAAUGGCGUCUGUUAUAUUGCACUGGGAGGCACAUAGGAUUGACUCUUCGUCAGCCAUCUGCCCGUGUCCUCAUUGAUGAUGUGCAUCUAACUAUAUCAAGAACAUCAGAUUCUAAUGCCAGCUUUUCAUUCACUUCUGACAUAGGCUACAGAGUCAUGAUUGGUAAAGAUUGGCCUCAUGACAAGACCGGAAUAGCUGGGAACUUGCAUGUAAUCUCUACAUUCAGGUUAACAGCGGGGAGAAGAUUGUAUCUUAAAGAAGAAAAGACUACGGGUAGGUUUUCGUUGGAUCAUACAAACACAUGGGAUUUUUUGACUCAGAAGUUGUCUGGAAGGAAAUGGAGGAAAGUAAUUCCCUUUGAGGAGGUGCCUUCGAGCCUCCCAGUGGCCAGGUUGGUGUCAAGUGACAUUGAGGUGACAAUGAUCCUCCAUGAAACACUGAAUCAAACUGUUGUCAACGCACAAAAUGUAGUCCAAGAGGUUAGGACACAACUCCCACCUGAAAUGUUUGAUUUGUCAAAGCUUGUUUGUGGAACAUAUGUGGACUCGAGGCUACUAGUACUUCGUGGGGUAAACGGGUCGGCUCUCUUGUUCUAUAGGUCAUCCACUGAUGGGUACUAGUAGGACUGACUUUUGCUGUAUAGUGUUCAAGAGUCCUCUUAAAAAAAGAAGUUAAUUUUCCAAGCCAACGUACUUGCAUUAUGUAGGAUAAAUUGUCAUGACAAAGAAGCAUGUAAAGACAGAAGUGAACAAACGUAUAACAAAUUUGGUUGCUGCGA